Molecule: messenger RNA, 1877 nt
Organism: Habropoda laboriosa
Lineage: Eukaryota; Metazoa; Arthropoda; Insecta; Hymenoptera; Apidae
Gene: CCT5
Product: T-complex protein 1 subunit epsilon
Exons: 7
Coding region: 118-1752 (544 amino acids)
Biological process (GO): protein folding
Cellular component (GO): chaperonin-containing T-complex
Molecular function (GO): ATP hydrolysis activity; ATP binding; ATP-dependent protein folding chaperone
Source: RefSeq, a predicted model, not a curated record
GUUGGCAAAAUGGUCGUGUAGCUCUGACCACAACGAAACGUAAUUUUGUCAGAAGGAACGUUAGUUUAACUGAAAGUAUUAUUUAAGUGAAGUGUCCGCGUUUAUUCGAGGGACAAAAUGACGGCGAUAGCGGGUACGAUGGCCUUUGACGAAUACGGCCGCCCGUUCGUCAUCGUUCGUGAUCAGGAUAGGCAAAAACGUCUAACCGGUAUAAAUGCCAUCAAGUCACAUAUUUUGGCAGCCCGUAAUGUGGCCAAUAUUCUGAAAACUUCAUUGGGACCUAAAGGCCUUGACAAAUUGAUGGUCAGCCCUGAUGGAGACAUUACUGUUACAAAUGAUGGAGCAACAAUUCUGAAGAAUAUGGAUGUGGAUCAUGAAAUUGCAAAGCUCAUGGUCCAAUUGUCACAGUCCCAAGAUGAUGAGAUUGGAGAUGGUACCACUGGAGUAGUUGUACUUGCUGGUGCCCUCUUGGAACAGGCAGAACAGCUGUUGGAUAAAGGAAUUCAUCCAAUUAGAAUAGCAGAUGGUUUUGAAAUGGCAGCAAAAUGUGCUACAGAACAUCUUGAUCAGAUAGUAGAUUACUUUGAGGGCAGCCCAGAAAAUCUGGAACCUUACAUCAAAAUUGCAAUGACCAGUCUUGGUUCAAAAAUCAUCAACAAGUGUCAUAGACAAAUGGCAGAAAUAGCUGUAAAUGCUGUAUUUGCAGUUUUAGAUCCUAUUGCAAAUGAUGUGAACUUUGAACUGAUAAAGGUAGAAGGAAAAGUUGGUGGCAGGUUGGAAGAUACUGUUCUAGUUCGUGGUGUAGUUAUUGAUAAAGACUUCAGUCACCCUCAAAUGCCCAAGAGGCUGGAAGAUGUCAAGUUGGCCAUCCUGACUUGCCCAUUUGAACCACCUAAACCAAAAACCAAGCAUAAGUUGGAUGUUACUUCAGUUGAAGACUAUAGAGCGUUACGUGAAUACGAACGAGAGAAAUUCACCGAGAUGGUGAAGAAGGUAAAGGAUUGUGGUGCAACGCUCGCCAUUUGCCAAUGGGGAUUUGAUGAUGAAGCUAAUCAUCUUCUUCUUCAAAAUGAAUUACCCGCGGUUAGAUGGGUUGGUGGCCCAGAAAUUGAAUUAAUAGCUAUUGCCACGGGUGGCAGAAUUGUUCCUCGCUUCGAAGAAUUGACACCAGAAAAGCUUGGUCACUCGGGAGUUGUUAGAGAACUUACGUUCGGUACUACCAAGGAUCGAAUGCUUGUUAUCGAAGAAUGCAAAAAUUCUCGAGCUGUCACCAUCUUUAUCCGCGGUGGAAAUAAAAUGAUCAUCGAAGAAGCAAAGCGAGCUAUUCACGAUGCUUUGUGCACGGUCCGUAAUGUGAUCAAAAACCAACAGAUUUUGUAUGGAGGUGGCGCUGCCGAAAUUUCUUGUGCUCUCGCAUGCGCAGCCAAGGCCAAUAAGAUAAGCACCAUGAAACAAUACGCCUUCCGUGGAUUUGCAGAAGCUCUGGAAGCUGUACCCAUGGCAUUGGCAGAAAAUUCAGGCCUCUCACCUGUGGACACUUUGGCUGAUAUCAAAGCACGCCAAUUGACUGAAAAUAAUCACACCCUUGGUGUCGAUUGCUUGAACCGCGGCACUUCCGAUAUGAAAGUGCAAAACGUCAUCGAAACACUGACGAGUAAGUCGCAACAAAUUCUAUUGGCUACGCAAUUGGUGAAAAUGAUACUUAAAAUCGACGAUAUACGUUCGCCAAACGAUGCCGGCGAUAAUUACUAAAAUAAGUUGAGUAUUUUUUGCUUCGAUAUUUGCAUUAUUGGAUUAAUCCAACAAUUUCACCUUGUUUGCUUCUACGAGCUUCAUUCACAUUUCUAAUCGAUAAUUAUUUUAAAAUUUAGUUAACU